UGAGGCGGAAGCUUAGCUGAGGAAUUUCCAGCGAGAUUAUGCCCAGGAGGAGUAGGUAACAAUCCACAGGCAGGGUUCGUGACUUGCUUGCCACGGAUCGGUCGACCACUACUAGGAACGAUUAGUGAGGCCGGGGCAUAGCGUACUCCGUGCCUGAACUUUUGACCGAAUUGGCACUGCGCCUCUUCUGACAGGACAAGUGCCUGCGUUUCCCCGGUUGGAACGUUCACCGUUGGCAUCGUGCAAGGCCUGCCAUUACUGACGACAUGGAGCAAAAGCAGAUGCUCCUUAUCAUUUGACGGCCAUUAGGGCGAGUGACAGCACAUCACCAUUCUUCUGCGUUACGGUGAUGACCUGUUCCCAGAUCCAGUCGGCACACAGACCAGCUCCCAACCCCAAGAAAGCGGGCAAUAGGAGGCUUCCUUAAGCCAUCGUCACCCGAGAUCCGAAUGAGACAACCGGGAGGUGCAGGUGGUUCCUGGGACCGCCAAGUAGGGUGACAAAAACCGAGCAGAAACAAGGAGGAUUAGUUGCUUAUCAGGCAGGGUCAUUGGGUGCCAGACAGACGUGGGUUUGAAAUAGGAUCGGUCCCAGAGACGCCUAUGGCUGAAGCAAGUUGCAGAGGUUGCAGCGUUGCAGACGGCCAAUCCGGCGACCAAUCUCACAGCCAGUCAGUAAGCUUCGCAGGAGACGGAUCGCAGAGCAAGUCAAGGCCUGGAGCAGCCGAGCUGAGGCCUGGAGACCCAAAGACCAAUGAGUCCCGCAGUCUCACCAGCCACGGCAAAAGAAGGUGGAAAGCAGGCGGCCUGGGUUGGGCAUACGAACUCACCCCUCGCGACCAGGCGGCUCUCCACUGCCUGUGCCGAUGCCUCAGUGGCCCACGGGUCGGUUGGCGCUCACGGUGGAAAAGUCACUAGAGAUCUAGAGUAAAGUGGCUGCAUUGCCUGCCAGUGUCGGACGACUAGACUACACACGACUAUCGACUAGACCUAACAUUCUUAUUCUUGAGGAAUUCCUGGUGUUGCUGCUCGGCCGACCGCUGCACUGCACUGCACUGCACUUCUCUGCUUCAUUGCUCGUGCCUCUCUGCGCUUGCAGGCAGUGGUGAUCUCUUCACAGAUCUGGAAGCCCGCGAAUCGUCCCAUUCCUCAACCGUGAUCUACUUCCCCUAAUCGGGACCCGACGCCCGUACCAACCAUCCCCCCAGCGAGUUGGGCCGGUUGCCCUGGCCAGUAGCCCCACGAGUCAGAACUCUGGCUGGAUCCUUAGGGGCGUGACAAGCUCUAGUAUUCCUAGCCUACCUACGCUUUGACGUGCCGGACCAUCACUACAUAUUUGACACUGUUGGACCUUUCUCCUUCCUGAUGCUCGAGUACGAUCGAUCCCUCAUGCUCCUAUCCCCCGGUAUCUGUACCAGCAUGGCUUCUCAGCAACAGCAGCAUCCUCAUGCUGCAGCUCAGGUGGCCGAGAAGGUGAUGCGGAGAGUGGAAAUUGCAAAGGUUGCUCGAAACCUUCAAGACUGCCUAGCCUUUGCGAGCUUCAAAGCCCAGAACGGCUGGCAAGAUCGGACCCUCUCCACCAUUGAACCCGAGUUCACGGAAAAGCUUAAGAGGAAGCGGCCGUUCCUGGAGGACGACAAUCCGUCCGAUGGCUCCUCCGAAACCGACGACGAUUAUGCUCCUGCUUCAUCGAUUGCAAAGAACCGUUUCUCCAGACCAUCCGAAAAUCCCUUCAAAGUUCCCCAGCCACCGUUUGCUUCGAGAAAAAGAGUCAGGUCAUCGUCAACAAAUGGUUUCGGCAGGCAGUCUGGCAGCUCGACAUGGAAGCAAGACCACCGUCUCUCACAAUCAUCUCCUGUGCUAGGACGAUCACAUUCCUUCCGAGAGAAUAAUAACCUGUACCACGCAGAUCCUCCCAGCCUACCUACUCGGCACAAUAACGACGAUUCUCCUAUGUUUGAUGUCCAUUCCGACGAUGAUGAACAUGAUAUCCCCAUGCCGUCCUUCGCCGACCAGCCAUCGAGCAGUAUCUUGUCUUCUUCACCUCCGCGAACACCCCCACCCACCAAACGUCUUGUCAAUGUGAAUGCAAAGGCAGCCGGUGCCGAUCUUCUUCUCUAUCUAGCAAACUCACCAUCCCGUUCGCCAGCGAUCAACUUCCACCGAGCGUCUAGCUCCUCCAAGGAGCCACCUUCUACCCCACCAACCCAACAUUCUCACCUUCCAUCCUCAGUAAUGACCACGCCAGGAACACAUCUGGGAUUAUUCAACGGUGCUUUGCAAACUCCAGGACAAAACUUCAACCUCGCCGAUUUCUGCAAUGUUACACCGUCUCCAGCCCAGGCUCAAUGGGGUGGCCGAACACCUAGUGUGGCCAAGACGCCCAGUAGAUUUGCUCGACGAAGCUUGAACUUUGACGCCUUGCAACCGCCGUCUGGUAGCCCAACCUUACAGCGCAAGACGCCAACUACUCAAGGUCUUGCCCUUCAACUCGGAGAGGAACUUAUUCCAAGAUCAUGACGGAGUUGUUCACCCUUUGCCACAGCAUGGUCAUAACGUCGGCUGAAAUAGGCAAAGGUUGUUCAAUUGCUCCAUUACGAUAUACCAAAGAAAAAGACACACAAUAGUUGUGUCAUGAACAAAUCCAAAUGUCACGAUAAACAUACACGCCAUGCGACGAUUGAGGUGGAUUGCAGCGUUUUUUCUCCUGCGACAGAACAAAUCGGGAUUUGCGAUGCCGUUGUUGAAUUGCUUUGUACAAGUAUGGGAGGAGCCGUGGAUAUCCUCAACUGCUAUGACUGUUGUGCAAGCUGCCAAUUCUCAGCAGAGAAAAGAUAAGCCGGAUGGAUUGCGAGGACAUAUUGUUUUUGGACUAAAGGGAGUUUGUUUGCGUGCUAGCAUUGCCUUGCCUUGCCUUGCCCUUGCAUUUACGGUUGCGUUUUCUGCAAUGGUCCCUCUGUAUGAGGCCAGCAGAUGGGGCCUUCCAGCAGUUAAUUCAACAAGUCGUCCACCCUAGUAGGUAGCCCAAGUAGGUAGUCAGAACCAGCAAAUACAAUAAGCAGUACCAAAUAUCAUCUCGAACUUCGCAUCGC
Exophiala dermatitidis NIH/UT8656 is the source of this 3091-nucleotide messenger RNA. RefSeq lists its product as uncharacterized. The record is from RefSeq and is a predicted model, not a curated record. Lineage: Eukaryota; Fungi; Ascomycota; Eurotiomycetes; Chaetothyriales; Herpotrichiellaceae. The transcript is spliced from 2 exons. Bases 1365 to 2519 code for a protein of 384 amino acids.